ACAACCGGACCGAGAUCCACUUUUUGAAGUGGUCUUGGUAUGCUUCCAAACGGACUCUGGUGCGCUUCGCUUCUGAUGUGAAUACAAAUCGGCCCCGAUCUCCCAACUACAGAAACAAUACGUCGCUUUGGACUUAAACCACCGUAGCCAUUGUACUGAAAUUAUACCUGAUCAGCUGUAUUUUGCUCAGCAACGCUGCUACUGGCAUUUUGUGGGAGAGGGACAGAGCACGUUGUCUCCUUCGGAUUGCAGCACUCAUUUGCUGACGCCAUUCAAAAAUUAGAAAUAGAACGAAAACUGCAUUGAAUGACCUGCUCUUGACACUCACAAUGAUUUUGCAGCUGUAAUAACUGCGAAAUUAAUUUCAUCAUAGUUCCUCCAUUUCCGGUUUUCGCUCUCUCCAGCCCUAGUCAUUUCUGUCAGAUGGUAGAAACAAUCGUCACAGGCGUGACUUUAUUUACAAGUUAUGGUUCACUUGCAACAAACACAAUGUGAAAGGAAACCGUACCAAACAAAAAAAUAAAGUCCGCUUUCGGUCCGGACCAAACAAGCAGGCCAAAGGACUUUCCUGGUGUGAAUACACCCUUAAUCUGUGUAAUGAAUUACUUCACAUAUGCCAUCAGGAAACUAAAUGGGUUCUUAUAACCCACCAUUGUACCAACAUCUAAGUGUUUCAAGAGAUUAAACUAUUACUCAAACAAAGAGAUUAAACUGUGCCUCCAAGCUGUUUUGCAAUAUUUAAAGAGACCUCUAGUGUGCAGGAUUGUGGUGACUGGUGGCUGGUGCUAAAAUACAUUAUGUAAGAAAUUUAGAGUUCAGGUUGGGGAUCAUUUUCAUGCAAAGUUCAUGUAGAAGGGUCUUAGAAGCUGUGGGACAUGGCACUGAGAGAAGGAGGCUACCAGAGGAAAAGGACCUGGUAGAAAAGGCCGUGGUUUACCUUGAUGUUGCUCAUGUAACAUGGAGGUCUCAGGGAGGACACCUGCAAAGCAGCAGCAGGAGGACCAGCAGCUGCAACUUAAGACCACCUGGACUCUGGUGGACACCAUGAACUAUGUAGGGCAGCUGGCAGGCCAGGUACUGGUGACGGUGAAGGAGCUGUACAAAGGAAUUAAUCAGGCCACCCUGUCAGGCUGCAUUGAUGUGAUCGUGGUCCGACAGCCUGACGGGACGUUCCAGUGCUCUCCUUUCCACGUCCGCUUUGGAAAACUAGGAGUCCUGCGCUCCAGGGAGAAAGUGAUUGACAUCGAGAUCAAUGGAGAACCCGUGGAGCUGCACAUGAAGCUCGGAGACAACGGAGAGGCCUUUUUUGUGCAAGAGGCAGAGCAGAACAGCGAGAUAAUUCCUGCCCACUUGGUGACAUCGCCCAUCCCCACUGAAGAGGUUCUGAUCAGAAAUAGAGAGGCCAGAUGUGUGGGGUCAGCAGAGACCUGUCAGCCCCUUGUUUCAGAGCCGGACUCCGCAAACCAUCAACUUUGCACAAGCUCAUCUGGCAGGAAGAAGAGGCGACGCAGGAGGAAGCACAAAAUCGAGCCACGCAAGGAGGAGCAGACAUGUGCAGGAGGAGAGCCGGAGCUGUGUGAGUGCAGCUCAGAUGAGGAGCAGCAUGCAAACAAUGGAAGAGCAUCAUCCCUGUCAACAAUGAAGGACAACAUGGACCAGAAGCACUCCCCUCUCACCGCCCUGGAAUGGGACAGCUACCCUUUCUCUGAUGGGGAUUGGUCUCCCUGCCCCUUCAAUCUGUGUGAGCCCACGUCACCCAAAAGUGACUCUGAGCUGAUGGUGAAGCCAACAGAGAGCAUGUUCAGGUCCGAGUCCCACAUGCAGUGGAGCUGGGGGGAGCUUCCUGAAUCAACAAGGGUCAACAAAAAGUCUGAGACAAAGACGCUGAGCAUCACCCCGUCAGAAAGCACACAUUUCAGGGUUAUUCUGAGCUCAGAGGCCAUGGAAGAAGAACCGAUCGUAAAGCAGAGCUCAACGGAGCCUGUUUUUAAUAUUGUGAAGCCAGAACCUCUGACCUUUAAACAUCGUCAGUGCAGCUGCAGCCCAGAGCUCCCUGAACCACAUAGUGCAAACAAUUCUAAACCUAAGAAAAAAUUUUCAGAUAUAAAGUCGAGCAGCUUUUCCUCUGAAUCGAGUCCUACAAUCUCAGAAUCCAUCUCAAAAGACGUACAGAAGCCAAGGUGGACAUCUUCACCUCCUAGUCGCAGGAACAGCGAAUCUGCUCCUAGUACAGCAAGCAAAGAAGCUGGCGAUCCUCUGACUGUUAGUCCUGAUGCAAAGGCCUCAUCUAAGACCACAGACUCACCUGUCAAAAGGAAAGUUGUGAGGAAGAGGAGCCAACACCAGGGGCCUGAAGAUAUUUAUCUGGAAGACCUGAAUGCUCUUGAGCCUGACGUUGCUGCUCGGUACUUCCCAAAAAGUGAGAGCGAGCAAGUACCAAAGCACUGGGUGGAGACAGGACACCGUUCUGGAUCCCAGUCCCCCCAGUCAGUGGGAAGCGCAGCAGCAGACAGUGGAACAGAGUGUCUGUCUGACUCUCCGAGUGACCUGCCUGACGUCAAGCUGUCGCUGUGUGGAGGGGUGGGCGAGAACUCAGAGAUCUCAAAAGAAAAAUUCAUGGAGCACAUGAUCACCUACAAUGACUUUGCAGACAAUGCGGCAAUUAUCGACAAUCCAAACUUGGUGGUCAGAAUUGGAAACCGAUAUUACAACUGGACUCUGGCAGCACCUUUGAUUCUUAGCAUGCAGGCUUUCCAGAAAAAUUUGCCGAAGAAUACAGAAGAGGCAUGGGUGAAAGAGAAAAUGCCAAAAAAGUCUGGACGCUGGUGGUUCUGGAGGAAAAGCAGCACAAAGCAGUUAUCAACUGAAAGCAAAUUGGAGAGACAGGAGUCUGUGAGAGGAGAGAGCCCUGCUCUCCACCAGGCCCCAGACACCCAGCACAAAGCUUCAGAGUGGUCCAGUGAUGAAGAGACCAAAGAGCUGAAUGUCGCAGCACCUGCUCUGAAGCCAACUGAGCGUGUGCAGACAGAAGGCACGGCCGCGUGUCAUUCUUACAGGAAAUCCCUCCGCCUGUCAUCAGAUCAGAUCGCCAGCCUGAAGCUGAGAGACGGACCCAAUGACGUCACGUUCAGCAUAACCACUCAGUACCAGGGCACGUGCCGCUGCGAGGGCACCAUCUAUCUGUGGAACUGGGACGACAAGGUCAUCAUCUCUGAUAUUGACGGUACCAUCACCAAAUCAGAUGUUUUUGGUCAGAUUCUGCCUCAGCUCGGUAAAGACUGGACUCAUCGAGGAAUCGCGAAGCUUUAUAACUCGGUGCAUGAGAACGGCUACAAGUUCCUGUACUGCUCGGCCCGAGCCAUCGGCAUGGCUGACAUGACCCGUGGAUAUCUGCACUGGGUGAACGACAGCGGCACUCUUCUUCCUCAGGGACCUCUCAUGCUUUCGCCAAGCAGCCUGUUCUCUGCCUUCCACAGAGAGGUCAUUGAGAAAAAGCCUGAGAAAUUCAAGAUCGAAUGCCUCACAGACAUCAAAAACAUGUUCCACCUAAACACUCAACCUUUCUAUGCUGCCUUUGGAAACAGGGAGAGCGAUGUGUUUGCCUACAAACAAGUGGGUGUCCCCGCGUGUCGGAUAUUCACAGUGAAUCCUAAAGGGGAGUUGAUCCUUGAGCAAUCCAAAGGCAAUAAAACAUCCUACAGCAGGCUGAGUGAGCUGGUGGAGCAUGUUUUCCCGUUGCGAAGCACUCAGCAAUGCGCCACCUUCAGCUGUCCGGACUUCAGCUCCUUCUGUUACUGGAGGCAGCCAAUCCAAGAGGUGUGCUACGAGGAGCUGCUCUAACUUCAAAGAUGCACAGAUUUAAAUCCUAAAUCUACAGGCUGCUAAAUCCUACAUAUUUUCUGAUGUAGGAGGAAUAUCACAAAUAUAUUCCUUGAUUAUUGAAGCAUGCAAUAGCAUCUGCAUUCUGCUGUAUUUAAAGCUUAAACAACACGGAAGAUAUUUGUGCACUUAAC
This is a messenger RNA of Girardinichthys multiradiatus, 4013 nucleotides long. Its product is annotated as phosphatidate phosphatase LPIN2-like. The record is from RefSeq and is a predicted model, not a curated record. Gene Ontology annotation, molecular function: phosphatidate phosphatase activity; transcription coactivator activity. The transcript is spliced from 20 exons. Gene Ontology annotation, cellular component: cytosol; endoplasmic reticulum membrane; nucleus. Lineage: Eukaryota; Metazoa; Chordata; Actinopteri; Cyprinodontiformes; Goodeidae. Gene Ontology annotation, biological process: triglyceride biosynthetic process; positive regulation of transcription by RNA polymerase II; fatty acid catabolic process. The coding region runs from base 958 to 3840 and encodes 960 amino acids.